Molecule: messenger RNA, 1882 nt
Organism: Thecamonas trahens ATCC 50062
Lineage: Eukaryota; Apusomonadida; Apusomonadidae
Product: thiol-disulfide oxidoreductase DCC
Exons: 1
Coding region: 1-435 (144 amino acids)
Molecular function (GO): protein-disulfide reductase activity
Source: RefSeq, a predicted model, not a curated record
AUGGCAGCGGGUGAGCACGAGCAUGUGGUGUUCUUUGAUGGCGAGUGCCUGCUUUGUCUGGGGAGCGUCUCGUGGCUGAGUGAGCAUGAUCCAGACGUUUUGCUGCGGUUUGCGCCGAUGCAGGGCGUAACGGCCCAUGCGCUCCUGCCAGCGGCUGUGCGCGACGAUCCCGAGUCUUUUGUGUACUUGCGGCGCGGCGAGCAGCUGGUGCGGUCGCAGGCAGCGUUGGCUGUGGUGCAGGCGACUGGGUGCGAGCCGUGGGCGAGCAUGGCGCGAGUGGCGGGGGCGGUGGUGCCACAGGCGCUUGCCGACGCGGUCUACGGCCUGGUGGCACGCCACCGGCUGCAGGUCUUUGGGCGGGUCGAGGCCGACAAGCCCGGAACGUCGGCGUGCCCGUUGCCGUCUCCAGAGCAGGCGCGGCGGCUGCUGCCUUGACUAGUGGCGAGCGGGCGCGAGGAAGAACUCGAUGACUGCGUUGCGCAGCUGGGCGUGGUUGAUGGUCGGCGGAGUGUGGGGCAUCCCGUUGAGAACCACGCGCUCGACGGCGUAGUCGGCCGGCGAGGCCGCAUGGCGGACGACGGUGCAGUUGAGCGGGGCGAGAAAGACCUUGGCAAAGACUGGCGAGCCGAGGAUGUACUCAUCAGAUCCGCCGAGCGGGUAGAAGCCCCACGACGCAAAAGCGGCCCACGACGAGAGCUCUCCGUAGUCGUCGUUGCCCGGGAUGCCACCGGGCUCGGUAGUGUAGACCUUGUCGAGCAGCUUGCGAGUGAUCCGCUCGGUCAGCGCCCGCCCGCCGGGCACAAGCGCCGGCUGCCACGGGACGAGUAGGUCGGGUUCGUUGCCGGCCCAGUAGAACGGGUUGGGGAGGAAGGUCGACGGGUCGUCGAACGAGCGGUCGAGGAACUUGCCGACAGCGUGGAGGAAGGCGGCCGGUCCGCCCAUGAGCUCUGCGAGCGCAGUCGUGUUCUGCGGGACAAAGUACGACCACUGCCAGGCGUUGCCCUCGGUGAAGAGCGUGCCCCACUCGAUGUCGUUCGGGGGCAGUCGACGGCGCCGGCGCAAGUCCGACCGCACAUGAUGCCGCGGCCGCUGUUCCACAGCUUUCGCGGAGCGGCCUGCGCGCGGGCGGCAAAGUAAGCCGCGUCGUCGGUCUUGCCCAGCGCCACCGCCAUGUUAGCAAUGGCCCAGUCGUCGGCGGCGUAGGCGAGCGUCCUCGAUACCGAUCGCGAGCUCUUGUCCGAGCACACGUAGCCGAGGCGGACGUAGUCGGCGACGUCGGAGCGCCCGGCCUCGCGCUGCGACUCCAUGGCCGAGGCGCGAAAGGCGGCGUAGAGCGAGGUCAGGUUGUAGUUGCGGAUGCCUUUGGCCCAGGCCUCGGCCACAAUAAGGUCGGCAUGGGUCCCGAUCAUGCAACCGGUGUAGCCGUUGGCCAGAGGCCAGCGCGGAACGUACCCGCCCUGCGCCCGCAUCAGAUCGAGCGAGUGCACAAAGUCGCCGAGGUACGCCGGCUGCAGGAUCGAGAGCAGGCCCAUCUGCGAGCGAAAGACGUCCCACAGCGAGCCAUCGGACGCGUACGCGUUGUGCGCAUCGUCGAGGCGGUGGACCUUGCUGUCAAAGCCGAGAUACACCCGACCGGCCUCGAGAUAGUUUGUCGGCGCCGAGUGGGCGUGGUAGAGCGCGGUGUAGUACUUGGUAGCCAGCUCGGGCACGGCGCCGCCGUCGUCGACCACCGCCGCGUUGCCCAGGACCGCCUCCCAGUCGGCGAUCGACGCCGCCAGCGCAGCGUCAAAGUCGGAUGCGGUCGCCUGCUCGUGCGCAAGGUUGGCCGCGGCCUGCUCGGCCGAGAUGAUCGAGAUGCCGAGCGCGAGCUCGAGCUUGCCGG